AUGAUGAGGUCCUCACUACUCGGCUCACUUGACGUUCCAGUCUCGCUCGCCGGGCUGCUGGCGAGCGUCGCCAUCGCAAGCGCGGCCAUCUACAUCAUCUACCAGCGGUACUUCCACCCCUUGGCCGCGUAUCCGGGCCCUUUUUGGGCGUCCAUCACGGAUCUCUGGCAGGUAAACGAGUUCCUGUCGCUGAGACAGCCCUACAACUUGGCGGACCUCCACCAGAGAUACGGCGAGUUCGUGCGCUACGGCCCGGACAAGCUGAGCAUCACCGCCGAGGAGGUCGUUCCUUUGGUGUACCAGAAGGGCGGCCAGCGGUUGCCCAAGACCGAAUACUACGAUGCGUUUGGGUCGAAGACGCCCAACGUGUUUGGGAUGAGAUCGCCCGAGCUGCACUCCAUCCGCCGGCGUCACAUGUCGCACAGCUUCUCCAUGACAAGCGUCAAGGGCAUGGAGCAGUACCUGGACGAGAACAUCACCCUCUUGCGCGAGAAGAUCGCGAGGCUCUCCAAGGAAGGGAGACCAUUCGACCUGAAAAGGCUGCUUCACUUCUAUACCAUCGACGUCCUCGGGGAGCUAGCCUUCAGCCGCUCCUUCGGCGUCCAGCUCUCCGGCGACGAAUCUCGCGUGCCGCCGGUCAUCCCGCACACCCUCCUCGGAUCGACGCUGGGGUCCUGGCCGGCCAUGACGCAGACUCUCAAGCAGUGGCUACCGAGGGUGCCGCUCCAAGGGCUGCAAGCUCUGUUCCGGGGCAGGGCGAAAUGCGCGGGUAUGGCGGCCGACUGUGUUCGGCGACGGCUUGAGGAAGUUGAGCAGGAUGAGCAAAAGGGGAAGAUCCAGAGGAAGGACAUCUUGACGAACCUCAUCCUCGCAAGGCACCCCGAGACGGGGGAGAAGAUUGCGUCGAAGGACCUCGAGGCGGAGGCGUUUGGGAUGAUCAUUGCUGGGACGCACACGACGAGCGCCACUGCCACGCUGCUCUUCUGGAACCUGCUGCACAACCCGGAAGCCCUAAGGAAGUGUGUUGACGAGGUUGACGAUAGCCUGACGUCACUGGACAACGGCAAAGAGGCCUACUCGAUCGCCGAGGUCGAGAACUCGUUGCCGUUCCUGCGAUCGUGCGUCAAGGAGAACUACCGGCUGACCCCCGUGUUCACCAUGCCCCUGGCGAGACGCGUGACUUCUCCCGAGGGCAUCAUCGUUGCCGGCCGACACAUCAAGCAAGGGACAUCAGUUGCCGUAUGCAACCACUCGUUUCACCACAACCCGCGGGUCUGGGGCGACGACCACGACGUGUUCGACCCGGCUCGAUGGGACCAGCCCGAGACCGCCGCGCGCGGACGCUUCCUCAUGCACUUUGGCCUCGGGGCCCGUCAGUGUCUCGGUAAGACGCUGGCGCAGUCCAACAUCUACAAGCUCGCCAGCACCCUGCUGCGAGACUUUGACUUCCGGCUUGCCGACCCGGUGGAAGAGGGCCAGGUGGCGAGGGGCCAGUUCCGCGGGAAGCUGCCGCAGAUGAUCAGCGUGGGCGUGAGCGACCUGAAGGGCCCGUUGAUGGUUAUCGCCAGACCGAGGACUGCAGACGAUGCGGUGUAA
Colletotrichum higginsianum IMI 349063 is the source of this 1596-nucleotide messenger RNA. Its product is annotated as Isotrichodermin C-15 hydroxylase. The record is from RefSeq and is a predicted model, not a curated record. NCBI's taxonomy places the organism in Eukaryota, Fungi, Ascomycota, Sordariomycetes, Glomerellales, Glomerellaceae. Bases 1 to 1596 code for a protein of 531 amino acids. The transcript is spliced from 4 exons. Gene Ontology annotation, molecular function: oxidoreductase activity, acting on paired donors, with incorporation or reduction of molecular oxygen; heme binding; iron ion binding.